UCAUUAGGGAUUAUUCACAAAUACAAUUAUUAUACAUGUAUAUAAAUUGAGAAAAACUUAUCUGUGACAUGUUUUUCGUUUGUGAAUGUUUCUUUUCAUAGAACAUUAGUAAUUUUUUUUUUUUGGUUCAAUUCAAUGUGGUUGGCUAUUUUUGCUUUUUAAGUCAUUUGCUAUUCUCUUUCUAUCGCAACUUUAUCGUAUUUUUGUCAAUAUUGUGUCUCUAUAAUUCGAGUGUUUUCGAUCAUCGAUAAUGGCAAACUCAUCAACUGAUAAUAUUGAUAUUGAGUUAUUCAAAGAUGAUCUCAAAUACAUUGAUCAAAAAUUUCUUCAAUCAAUUAUUCAGAUUUUCAGCUUUAUUUAUGAAGACGAGAAACAAUUUUUAUUGAUGACCAAAAAAGCUACAUAUGCAUAUGGUGAGGUAAUAUGUUCAUGGUUAUCGUUGGAAAAUAAAUUGACCAAACCACAAUGGAUAUCACUUUUGAAUGAUAUAAAAAUUGUUCAAGUAGAUUCUGGCUCUGAUUUUGUUGCCAUUCUUACUGAUGAAGGACAAGUAUUUCUCGCCAGCCAUGUUGAAACUAAAUGGGAAACGAAUAAAACAUUACGAUUAAUCAACACCGAUAACGACCAUUUCAAGAUGAUUGCUUGUGGAAGUUAUCAUUUAUUAAUGUUGCGACAAGAUGGUCAUGUUUUCGCUAUGGGUUGUGAUCAAAUAACUUGUAUUAAAUCAUCAUGUGAAAGUAUGAUCAAUACUGGUAUUGAAAAUGUUAAACUUAUUGCUUGCGGUCAUUUUCAUAGUAUUGUUGUGACUAAUUCCAGUGAAAUUUAUUCCUGGGGCUAUAAUGUUUUUGGUCAAUUAGGUCUUGGUGAUGAAAAAAACCGAAACACACCAUGUCUUGUUCCAUUUCAUAAUGCUGAUUCAACCCGAAUCAAAGAUAUUGUAGCUGGCAACUAUCAUUCUUUAUUUUUAUUUGAAAAUGGUCAACUUUGGGGAUGUGGUUCCAACGAAAAUGGUGAACUUGGUCUUGGUUAUGAUAUUGGACAAUCAACUUUGACCAAACUACCGUUUGAAAAUGUGCAACAAAUCGCAUGUUCAAAAGACCAAAACUUGUCAUUGGCACAUGAUGGAUUAAAUUAUUAUGCAUGGGGAGAAAGCGAGAAUGGCAAAUGGUCAUCACCUAGAAAAUUGUAUGAUCAACAUUCAUCAUUUGCUUCUGCAUCAGCUCUGUUAUUGGAAUCACAAACCACAUUUAGUCUAACAUCCGUCAAUCUAUGUGAAUCUAAUCAUACAUCAACCAUUCAAUCAAAUUGUAAAUUAUUCGAUAAUCCAGACAAUUAUGAUGUGGAAUUCAUUAUCGAGGAGAAACGCAUAAAAGUGUCCAAAUGUUAUUUGAAAUCUGUAUCCAAAUUUUAUGAUGAUAAGUUUUCGGGUGAUUGGAAAGAAAAGAAAGAGGUAACGAUCUGUGAUUAUAACUAUGAUGCAUACUAUGAAUAUCUACGUAUGUUACAUAUGGGUGAAAUUCGUUUUAAUCAUCAAAACAUAACCGAAUUAAUUUCUCUGGUCUAUUCUCAUGGCGAUGAAAAAUUUAUCAAACAAUGUCAAACAUUCAUAAGUGAUGAUCUAAAUGAGAAUACAAUAAACAAAUAUCAUCCAUUAAUUAAAAACAUCGAAUUAAAAAAUUGUACGGCAAACUUGCUCAUCUUUGCAUCGAAAAAAUGUUGCCCAAAACCUCCGACAAUCUUCGGCGAAACAAUGCAAAUUCUUUAAAAUUUCUUGAUUUGUUCUUUGAUCAACAAUUCUUUAUUGAAUAAUGAUUCGAAUUUCAAAUUUUUUUCCAUUGGUAAUCAAUCAAUAUAUUUGUGGCCAAAGCGUCUGUUCCGUCAUUGCAUACAUUAUCGUUAUCGU
Molecule: messenger RNA, 1903 nt
Organism: Dermatophagoides farinae (American house dust mite)
Lineage: Eukaryota; Metazoa; Arthropoda; Arachnida; Sarcoptiformes; Pyroglyphidae
Source: RefSeq, a predicted model, not a curated record